Penicillium hordei is the source of this 714-nucleotide messenger RNA. Its product is annotated as type 1 glutamine amidotransferase domain-containing protein. The record is from RefSeq and is a predicted model, not a curated record. The coding region runs from base 1 to 714 and encodes 237 amino acids. NCBI's taxonomy places the organism in Eukaryota, Fungi, Ascomycota, Eurotiomycetes, Eurotiales, Aspergillaceae. The transcript has a single exon.
AUGAACAAGCGCAUUUUGCAUGUUAUCACCAAUAUGGCACAUUAUGAUGAUUUAUCCCACCCGACUAGCUUGUGGCUAUCUGAACUCACCCACGCUUGGCACGUCUUCGAAGAGCAUGGUUUUAAACAGAGUAUCGUUAGUCCAACGGGGGGUCUAUCUCCCUUAGAGCCGCGGUCACUAAAGUUCCUCAAUUAUGAAAAGACAGCCAAGGCCUGGCGGGCCGAUCCAGCUCGCAUGUCACUUCUGGAAAACACUGCCCGACCUGACCAGAUUACCUCCGCUGACUUUGAUGCAAUCUAUUUCAUUGGUGGGCAUGGUGUGAUGUACGAUUUUCCAGACAGCGAAGGUCUGCAGCAGAUUACCCAGGAGAUUUUUGAACGGGGUGGCGUCGUAUCCUCUGUUUGCCACGGUUACUGUGCCCUACUGCACACUAAACUCUCGGAUGGGUCGUACCUGGUCGCUGACCGUAAGAUAACCGGGUUCACCUGGCGGGAGGAGGUGCUUGCUUGCGUGAACAAGCUUGUGCCCUACAACGCUGAAGAAGAGGUAAAGAAGCGUGGCGCACACUAUCAAUCGGCUAAGUUGCCUUUCGUUUCUUACACGGAAGUGGAUGGAAAUCUGGUGACUGGACAGAAUCCGGGUUCUGCGAAAGAGACUGCGAGCAAGGUCGUCACCGUUCUCAGCCAGCUACAGCGUGAAUCACUGCCCUGUUGA